AUGAAUGGACUAGGCUGGUACCAUGAGGGUUCUAUACUAGCAACAGGACUAGACUCAGCUGGUAACAUGAGAAUGUCUUGGGAUGAUCAUAUAAAGGAAUUGCAAAAGAGGGGUGCUGAUGAAGCAUGCAUAUGCGGCCAUGAUGGGAAUAUGUGGGCAAAGUCUGCUGGCUUUAAUGCUUCUCAAAGGGAAAUCGCCACGGUGAUCAAGGCAGCAAAAGAUGAACCCAUUUCAGAUGAUGAAAAACUGGAGUUGGAUAAAGUACCAUUCAUGAAAAUUGACAGCUUGAAAGGUGAACAUACUGGAUGUAACCUUGUCUCAAAAAAUUCUGGUGAAAAAGUAUUUUGUUGUGUUGCGUGUUCAAACAAGGCUGUUGUUUUUGUAACAAAGACAGGACAACAUCAACGAAAGGCUGUUGGAAUCUGUGAAUAUCAGGUGAAAUAUCUUAAAGAUGCUGGCUAUUAA
Messenger RNA from Mercenaria mercenaria, 465 nucleotides. Its product is annotated as profilin-like. The record is from RefSeq and is a predicted model, not a curated record. Gene Ontology annotation, cellular component: cell cortex. Bases 1 to 465 code for a protein of 154 amino acids. Lineage: Eukaryota; Metazoa; Mollusca; Bivalvia; Venerida; Veneridae. Gene Ontology annotation, molecular function: actin monomer binding. The transcript is spliced from 2 exons.